Messenger RNA from Carlito syrichta (Philippine tarsier), 711 nucleotides. Its product is annotated as probable G-protein coupled receptor 162. Gene Ontology annotation, molecular function: G protein-coupled receptor activity. The transcript has a single exon. The annotation marks the transcript as partial. NCBI's taxonomy places the organism in Eukaryota, Metazoa, Chordata, Mammalia, Primates, Tarsiidae. Gene Ontology annotation, biological process: G protein-coupled receptor signaling pathway. Gene Ontology annotation, cellular component: membrane. The record is from RefSeq and is a predicted model, not a curated record.
GUGUGUGAGCGGGGCCCCUGGGUGAGGCCGGCCCCCGCCCCCGGGAGCGGCGGGCCGGGGGGCUGAGGGGAGCAUGGCGCGGGGUGGGGCGGGGCCAGAGGAGGCCUCCCUGCGCUCCAGCGCGCUGUCCUGGCUGGCCUGUGGGCUCCUGGCCCUGCUGGCCAACGCCUGGAUCAUCCUCAGCAUCUCGGCCAAGCAGCAGAGGCACAAGCCGCUGGAGCUGCUGCUCUGCUUCCUGGCGGGCACGCACAUCCUCAUGGCGGCCGUGCCCCUCACCACCUUCGCCGUGGUGCAGCUGCGGCGGCAGGCCUCCUCAGACUACGACUGGAACGAGAGCAUCUGCAAGGUCUUCGUGUCCACCUACUACACCCUGGCCCUGGCCACCUGCUUCACGGUCGCCUCGCUCUCCUACCACCGCAUGUGGAUGGUGCGCUGGCCCGUCAACUACCGCCUCAGCAACGCCAAGAAGCAGGCGCUGCACGCUGUGAUGGGCAUCUGGAUGGUCAGCUUCAUCCUCUCCACGCUGCCCUCCAUCGGCUGGCACAACAACGGCGAGCGCUACUAUGCCCAGGGCUGCCAGUUCAUCGUCUCCAAGAUUGGCCUCGGCUUCGGCGUCUGCUUCAGCCUCUUGCUGCUGGGGGGCAUCGUCAUGGGGCUGGUGUGCGUGGCCAUCACCUUCUACCAGACGCUGUGGGCCCGGCCCAGGAGGGC